AUGCCGCAGGACGAUACGAAUCCGGGAACGACCUCUCCUCCGACAAUACAAAACGAGACAGGUGGAGAUGUCGGUUGGAGUAUGGGAGAACCCUUUGAGUCCUUGGACAAACUCCCGGGUUUGCCUGACGGGGAAAAGGGGGAGAAGGCUAUGCUGCGCUCCCGGAUCCAUGAGCAAUCUCAACUCAUUUGUAUCCUGAAGAAGCGCGCGGACGACAACCUCCUGCGCUGCAAGACGCUGGAGCAGCUCAACAUGGAGCUGGAAGAGCUGAGGAUGGCCGAUACUCUGAGACUGGAAAGCCAGGCCCGGCGUGUCCAGCAGUUGGAGGACCGCUUCAUGGACCUGGCUGCCAACCACGAGGAUAUGAUCCACUUCAAGGAUGAGCACAAGCGCCAGAACAUGCAGCUGAGGGAAGAAAACAGGCGCUUGCGCCAAGAGAACCUCAGCCUCUUCAGCCAGCCUUUGAAGGAGAAAGAGGCAGAGCUGGACUGUCUCACGUCACAGUACAAGCAGCUCUCCAAAGACAUGGAGGCCCUGACAGAAAGCCACAAGCAAGGAAGCCAGCGUGCCCAGCGGAGGGAGAAGGAGCUUCUGGAAGCCCAGAAUCGGCGAGCCAGCGCUCACGCAGAGGAAGUGCGCUCGCUGAGAAGACAACUGGAAGUCCUCGAGGAAAAACACCGCCAUGCCACGGAGCAACUGGAGAGAGCGGAAAAAGAACUCAGGGAUGGCGACCUGAAGGCCACGGUGGAGCUGCUGAGGCAAGAGAAAGAAGAGCUCCUGAACCUGGCGAUGGAGAGGGGCAAAGUGCUGCAGGAAAAGCAACGGGAGAUUCUGCAGCUGGAGAAGAAGGCGGAGGAGAUGGAGAAGGCCAAGCUGGCCGCGGAACAGCGCUUCGAGACAGAGGCGGCGGCGGUGGACAGCGUCCUCCGAGUCCGAGACCUGCAACUGAGGCUGGAUGGGGCCGAGCGAGCUUACGUCGAGCUCCGGAUGCAGUUUGAGGCUUACAAGAGGCACAGCAUGGAUUUGCUUACUAAGGAGAAAGAGUUAAAUAUGAAACUCCGCCAUUUCAUGGCAUAA
Molecule: messenger RNA, 1077 nt
Organism: Gekko japonicus
Lineage: Eukaryota; Metazoa; Chordata; Lepidosauria; Squamata; Gekkonidae
Gene: CCDC89
Product: coiled-coil domain containing 89
Exons: 1
Coding region: 1-1077 (358 amino acids)
Source: RefSeq, a predicted model, not a curated record